Molecule: messenger RNA, 1766 nt
Organism: Phragmites australis (common reed)
Lineage: Eukaryota; Viridiplantae; Streptophyta; Magnoliopsida; Poales; Poaceae
Product: low-temperature-induced cysteine proteinase-like
Exons: 5
Coding region: 121-1530 (469 amino acids)
Cellular component (GO): lysosome
Molecular function (GO): cysteine-type endopeptidase activity
Source: RefSeq, a predicted model, not a curated record
UUUCGCAGACCGAGACGUGUCAGUACAGUUCUCGUCUUCUUCUCCCGCUUCUCUUCGUUCCCACCGCGCUCGAGGUCAAACCAGUCCUGACAUCGCCGGCUCAGCGUUCACCACAACCCCAUGCGUCCGCCAAGCCCCCCUGCUCCCGCCGCGGCGGCGGCUGCGGCAGCGGUGCUCGCGCUCGCGUUCGCCGUGGCAUUGGCCGCGGCGGUCCCCGACGACUUCUAUUCCAUCGUCGCGGCGCCACCGGAGCGGACGCACGAGGAGGCGCGGCGGCUGUACGAGGCGUGGAGGUCGGAGCACGGGCGGCAGCCCAGCAACGACCUGGGGGAGGACCGGCGGCGGCUGGAGGUGUUCCGCGACAACCUCCGCUACGUCGACGCGCACAACGCGGAGGCGGACGCGGGCCUCCACGGCUUCCGCCUCGGCCUCACCCCCUUCGCCGACCUCACGCUGGAGGAGUUCCGCCUCGGUCGCCUCGGCUUCCGCCGCAACGGCACGGCGGGCCGGGUCGGGAGCGCCCGCUACCUGCCCCGCGCCGGGGAGCAGCUCCCCGACGCCGUCGACUGGCGCGAGCGCGGCGCCGUCGCCGAGGUCAAGGACCAAGGCUCAUGCGGUGGGUGCUGGGCGUUCUCGGCGGUGGCAGCAGUGGAGGGGAUCAACAAGAUCUUGACGGGUAGCCUCAUAUCACUGUCGGAGCAGGAGCUGAUUGACUGCGACAAGCUCCAGGACCAGGGCUGCAAUGGUGGACUCAUGGAUAAUGCCUUCCGGUUCAUGAUCAAGAACGGUGGGAUCGACACUGAGGCUGACUAUCCUUUUACUGGCCAUGACGGGAGGUGUGAUCCCAACCGGAAAAAUGCAAGGGUUGUGUUCAUCGACUCAUACGAGGAUGUGCCAAUCAACAACGAGAGAGCAUUGCAGAAUGCGGUGGCGCACCAGCCUGUUAGUGUCGCCAUUGAAGCAUCCGGUCGUGCAUUCCAGCUCUACCGUUCGGGCAUCUUCGACGGGAGAUGCGGGACGUCCCUGGACCACGGCGUGACGGCUGUGGGCUACGGCAGCGAGAACGGCAAGGACUACUGGAUCGUGAAGAACUCUUGGGGCACCCGGUGGGGCGAGUCCGGCUACAUCCGCAUGGCACGCAACAUCGACGUGUUCGCCGGCAAGUGCGGCAUCGCCAUGGAGCCGUCGUACCCAGUGAAGGAUGGCCCGAACCCGCCUAACCCGGGCCCGUCCCCGCCGUCGCCGGUGAAGCCCCCCAACGUGUGCAGCCUCGAGUACUCCUGCCCGGACGCCACCACCUGCUGCUGCGUCUCCGAGCACCGCGGCGAGUGCCACGCCUACGGCUGCUGCCAGCUCGAGUCCGCCACCUGCUGCGAGGACCACUUGUCCUGCUGCCCGCACGACUACCCCGUCUGCAACGUCCGCGACGGCACCUGCCACACGAGCGUGAACAGCCCGAUGACGGUGAAGGCUCUGCCGCGCACGCCGGCGAUGUACACCGGCGGGCAGGGCCGGAGGAGCAGCUGGUGAGGUGACUGUGCUGGAGAUCGUUCUUGGCCGUUGCUGUGGGCUCAGAACUAGUUAUUUUACUUGUUUUUGUUCUGAGUCGUGAUGCACGGUGCGCUAUGCCAUCUGCUGUACGCAGACCACCUGAACUAGGUUAUAAAUACAAUUCUGUACUAAGUAAAUAAACUUAUGUAAUAAAUAAUUUAGGAAAUAACCUUGUGGAAUAAAUACUUCUGCAAAAUUAUUUUCGCUUGACGAUA